Molecule: messenger RNA, 2304 nt
Organism: Ceutorhynchus assimilis (cabbage seed weevil)
Lineage: Eukaryota; Metazoa; Arthropoda; Insecta; Coleoptera; Curculionidae
Source: the annotation of a GenBank genome assembly
CUUGCUGUUGCCACGAACGCAUCGCACCCAAGAGAAACGAAUCGAUUUUUGUUCGUGAAUCGGAAAUAUUCGGAUACAGUUUUUUGUUGUUGGUAAAUAACAAUAAUUGACUUUUAGUGUUUUGAAUACUCGUUUGAACUUUUGGAUUACUUAAGUGUUUGAAAGUGUGCUUAACUUGAACCAUAUAAAGGAUUCCCUAUGGGAUACUAUUUGAAGUAGUAGCACUUUUGGAUUAGGUUUUCUGUUAGUUAGGCAAGAAAAUGUUGACUUCAAGUAAUCAGUAUUUGAGGCCGGAAUAUUUGACUCCAUUGCCCACAACGCUUGAUGCCAAGAAAAGUCCACUGGCCCUCCUAGCUCAAACGUGCUCCCAAAUCGGCGCAGACACCCCUAACGCCAAGCUCCUGCAAAGUGCUGAAAAAUCGUCCAAAAAAUCCGACCAGUCCAAAGACAAGUCCGGUUCCACGCAAUCCUCCGACCUAAAGUCUCCUUCAUAUCACAGCAAGCAUUUGGAAAACCCCCGCGAAAAAAGUCGUACUCCGGAGGAGAGAUCCAGUAGCUCAGCUUCUGCUCAUAGGGUUAGGACUCCAAGUUCAAUGAAAAAUGGACAAGUUAAUGGCCGGUGUGGUAGUAAUCAAAGUGCUGCCUCAGCUAGAGAGAGCCCGACAAUAUCCGUAGAACGAAAAUCGCCUGGAGAAGAUAUUCAUAGAACUUCAAAGAGCCCAGAAAAAGCUUCUGGAGGUCGUAAUAGUCCACAAACACCUUCAGGAAGCAAAACAGCGUUCACUCCAAAUAUUUUAACUAGCUCAUCCGAUCCAGCCAUCAAAGACUUGCCAUUAGGAACAUUCAAGCCAGGGGUUCCAGUAAGCUCAGCAUUUCUAAGCACAUCAAGCUAUCCAGGUUUCCCUCCAGGCUUGCCAAUGGACUUAAUGACUUCAAGCCUAAUGUCUAGAACUAGCGCUCUAAGCCCGUAUUUCUCUUAUGGAAGACUUAAGGCUCAAGACUCCCUAUCAGCAUGUCGUGACCCUUAUUGUACUGGAUGCAGUAUGAGUUCUCAUUUAUUAGCUCAAAAACCUCCGUGCCCAGCAGGUUGUUCUCAAUGUGAUCACGCUAAAGUGCCCACCUCAGUAGCUAGUUACAGUCCAGCUGCAGCAGCUUAUGCUCACGCGCAACUUGCUGCGCUUGCAGCUGCUAGUCAUCUUCCGUACGUUUGCAAUUGGAUUUCUGGCGACGCAGCUUAUUGCGGUAAAAGAUUUUCCAGCUCAGAAGAAUUGUUAGGUCAUUUAAGGACUCAUACUAGUGCUGUGACAAGUGAAGCUAGUUCAAAUUUAUCGCUUCUAACGCCUCCUGGAUUAUCUCAUCCUUUAUUGCAUAGAACGUAUCCUACACCUCCUUUGUCGCCUUUAGCUACAGCCAGAUAUCAUCCGUAUGGUAAACCAUCUUUGUUACCUCCAUCUCUAGGUGGAUUUCCAUUAGGACAUCCUGCAUUACCUCAUUAUUUAAAUCCUUACUCUUUGUAUGGACCUAGAUUAGGUUCUUCUCCAGGAAUGCACCCUUAAGAUGGUUAAAAAUGCCAAAAAAAUAAUUGCGCUGUGCUAUUUUUUUUGUAAAUAAACAAACUAGUCUGUGUUGUAUGGUACAAGAUUCUGUAAGCAUGAAUGAAGGAAGAUAUAAAAAUUUCAGAAUCUUGUUUUUUUAAUGUUAAUACCUUAAGUUAACCUUCUUCUUCAUGUGAAAUAUUUAUGUGUGAUACUUAUAUAUACUAAGAGCUUGAAAUAUUGUACAGAAAUCACAAUAAAUGCUCCUCAUUCAAAAAUUUUGACUCUCUGAUUAUUCAACAUUGUAAAUAUUUAUCAUAAUAAUAAAAUUGGUUGUGUAUAAUCAGGAUUGAAAUACUUAUAUAAUAAGAGUGAUUUGAUUUAUCCCUAUAUAAUUUUAAAAUGUACAUAUUACUCAUGGGAUAAACAUAGUCACUACUUUAAGUUUAAACUUAUUGUAUCUCGAAUAAUAUUUUUGUACAGAUCUCAUUCUGAUAAUGAAAAAUUAACUUAUAUUUUCGCUAUAUUGUUGAAGACAACUUUUCUUGUUAUGUAAUUUGCAUUAUAUUUUGUUUUGAAUUGUUCAAUAGGCCAUUCAAAAGUUUUAAUAAGAAGCUGCUGAUUCCCCAAAUAAAGAGGAACUUUCGAAUGGCCAAAAUUUGUUUGGGUUAGUUGUACCAAUUGUAAGCAAAAUAAAUCUGUCAUACCAUAUCAUGAAUGUAUACCUUAUUAUCUAAAAGUGAAAAAUAUAUUUUUAUUGUUACAAUCA